Messenger RNA from Coccinella septempunctata (seven-spotted ladybird), 999 nucleotides. Its product is annotated as chymotrypsin-like. Gene Ontology annotation, molecular function: serine-type endopeptidase activity. Gene Ontology annotation, biological process: proteolysis. Lineage: Eukaryota; Metazoa; Arthropoda; Insecta; Coleoptera; Coccinellidae. Bases 80 to 937 code for a protein of 285 amino acids. The transcript has 4 exons. The record is from RefSeq and is a predicted model, not a curated record.
UGUAAUCUUAUCUCUAUCAAUCCGCAGAACAAUAUACCGAUAAUCUAGUUUAGUAGGAUGACGAUUAAAAUAAUGCAGAAUGCUGAAAUCGUUUCAGAAAAAACCAUCCAUAUGCAAGAUGUUUAUCAUUUAUUGUAUUUUUCUUGCUUUAAACGCACAGUUUUUGAACGCCCAUGAAUUCAGCUACCCCCAAGACAGGGCAGCUAACACCAAGCUGAGGAUAAUUGGGGGUAAUGAGGCAAUUCCACACUCCAUAGGGUAUCAAGUAGGAAUCAGGAUCGAACAGAGUGAAAUAACGACGUUUUGUGGUGGAUCCUUAAUAACUUCCUCCUACGUUUUAACUGCGGCACAUUGCUUGAGAGACGUCGUCUCCUUGGAAGUAAUAUUAGGCGCUCACAACAUAAGUAAGAGAGAAUGGGUCCAGGUCAGAUUAACACCCAAAAACUACACGAUACAUCCCGAAUGGGACCUAGCACAUCUCACCAACGAUAUAGCCUUGAUCAAACUUCCAAAACCGGUUAAAACAGGCCUUUUUAUCAAGACUGUAGCCCUACCAAAGGGGGACAACGAUGAUUACUCAGGAGACACAGCCCUCUUGAGCGGUUGGGGUAUGACGAAGUACAACGACACCAUACCCAGCACCCUCCAGUACGCCACUAGCACAAUCCUGAGCAACAAGGACUGCCGGAAGAUUGAACCCUUCGGAAAAGUGAUCGAAGACACCCAUUUGUGCCUUUCGAGCAGGGGGAGAAUCAGCAGUUGUGAUGGAGAUUCCGGUGGACCUCUUGUGGUCGAAGGUGUACAAGUUGGAGUCGUUUCUUUCACCAUAAAACAGUGCAAACUGACGAAACCGUCGGUGUUUACCAGGGUAUCCAAGUAUCUGGAUUGGAUCGAAGCAAACUCUGAUUGGAAUAGGAAAAAGGCUACGUCGAGAUAAAGAUUGGAAAUUAGAUGAAGAAUUUUCAUGAUUUGUUGUCAAUUAGUACAGUAUUCAACACU